Messenger RNA from Planococcus citri (citrus mealybug), 1474 nucleotides. Its product is annotated as diacylglycerol O-acyltransferase 2-like. Gene Ontology annotation, cellular component: endoplasmic reticulum membrane. Gene Ontology annotation, molecular function: diacylglycerol O-acyltransferase activity. The transcript has 6 exons. The record is from RefSeq and is a predicted model, not a curated record. The coding region runs from base 177 to 1232 and encodes 351 amino acids. Gene Ontology annotation, biological process: triglyceride biosynthetic process. NCBI's taxonomy places the organism in Eukaryota, Metazoa, Arthropoda, Insecta, Hemiptera, Pseudococcidae.
UAUCACAAUUUGUAUUAAACUGGUGUUUGCUAACGCUCGGUGCUCUGUUCAGAGUUGAAAAACUAUUCUUUCGUCUCAGUCAAAUAAAAUAACGAGUAAGAACGUUCCUUUAAUCGUAAAAUAAUGCCACAAGUGUGAAAUUGUUCGUUAAAACUCUUUAUAUCUCGUAAUUAAUCAUGGAGGAGCCGGAAUCUGACCACACCUCUCCAAUAAUGGAAGAAAUCGAAUAUGGUCCAGCUUUGGUAGAUAAAACGAAAAUGUCAUUUCGACAGAAGCUCGAGGUGCAAUACGAACGAUUGGGUUGUUGGGUCAUUACAACAAUGAUCAUCUCGAGUCCAUUCGUAUUCAUCUACCUAUUUUUCAAACCGCCAAUGUGGAUAUUUAACGUUGCCUAUAUUUCAUGGAUGAUUUAUGAUCGUGAAACUCCACACCAGGGUGGCAGAAGAAUCAAAUGGUUGAGAAAAAUACGCUUCUGGCGCUGCCGAAGAGAUUACUUUCCAUGUAAAUUAGUCAAAACGGCCGAAAUACCACCAACCACUACGUAUUUGUUCGCUUCGUUUCCACAUGCUUUUUUGGUUUUUGGCCAUUCCACUAAUAUCAUGAGCGACGUGAAUCAAUUCGAUGAAGCGUUCCCUGAACUGAAUCUAUACCAGACAAGUUUGAAUGGCAAUUUUUAUGUGCCAUUUAUGAGAGAGUUCUUCCUAAUUUUGGGUGGUUGUGCUGUUUCUCCAAAAUGUAUAUUGCACAUCUUGAAUGGACCUGCUGGAAACGUUUGCGGUAUCAUCGUAGGAGGUAGAGCAGAACAAAAAAUUAAUACCCCAUGCACGAAUCGAGUUUUUUUGAAAAACCGCAAAGGAUUUGUAAAAUUGGCAUUGAAAACUGGCUCUUCCCUGGUACCAAUUUACUCUUUCGGCGAAACAUUCGCUUACCAGGAGCCCACAUCUAACCUGUACAGACGUUUACGAGAAAAACUUCGAGCCAGUUUCGAUCCAGAGUUUUUUCUAUUCAGAGGUCCUUGCACACUGGGCUAUUUAUUUGGCAUUUUACCCUACCAACAACAAAUCACUACUGUCGUUGGAAAGCCAAUUCCAGUACCGAAGGUGGAAGAACCCACGAAAGAGUUGAUCGACAAAUAUCACGAAAUAUUUGUGCAAGAUUUUGUGCAAUUAUUCGAAAAAUAUAGAGGAAAAUAUGAUCCCGAAGGAGAAAAGGCUACCUUGAGUAUCGAAUAGUAGGUAGAAGAAGAUAUUCGUGCAUUCAAUUCAUUUCAGUAAAGGCUAUGCCUAUUUUUAAAGUAAGUUGUAGGUACUGUGUACCGAUUUAUACGGGUAGUGGGGAGCUAAAAAGCUACAAGUGACUUCAACAGGUCUCUUCAUAUUCCCAAGUACUUUUAUUUUCAUACUUUUAUAGGUACUGUAAAACUUAUCUCUCCAAUUGAAAAAUAUGAACCCUACUCAUUAAAAUCUACAAAAUA